CCUUUUGAAAAUGCAACAGUUGACUUUCAAUGGUCCUUCUGAGUCAUACACCUUCCACGUAAUUAUAGGCGAACCUCAGCUGCACAAUACCACCCCGUGGGGCCGUCAUCUGAAUCAGCCGUGAAGCCGUAAACAAAGGUUGUCUUGGAGUGCUUGAUCUCAGAGGAUAACCUGACAAAAAGAAAAUAUGCUGUGCCUCCCCCAAGCCACUUAAGCUUGCACUGUACAAGAGACGCUGCUAGUACGUGUUGAUCACCUGAGAAACUCAUAAAAGAGCCAGGAGAGACCUCGGAUGCAGAAUCAUGUAAUGAGGCAAUAGAGACCUAGAGCUGUGGGGUUAGAAUGUCUGCGGUGUCGAUGAGAGAAGCCCUGGGCCUGGAGCUGCUGAGGGGGCAGUCCAGGGAGGGUCUGGAGCUGAAGUCCAAUGUGGUGCGAGUCUUCAUUAGCUCAACAUUUUCAGAUAUGGGCAGAGAGAGAGAUGUGUUACUGGAUAAAGCAUAUCCAGAACUCCAGUCUUUCUGUCAGAGUCUGGGCCUGGUCUUUGAGGUUGUAGAUAUGAGAUGGGGUGUCCGUGACACAAUUGCCGUGGAUCACAUGACAACUGAGUUGUGUCUCCAGGAGAUUCAGUCUUGUAAGAGGAUGUCUGUGGGCCCUACUUUCACUGUUCUGCUGGGAAAUCGCUAUGGCUACCGGCCAAUUCCUCGACUCAUCCCCGAGAAUGAGUUUGAGCUGCUGCUGUCCAAGCUGACUAAGGACCAGGAGGGAGUGGGGCUCCUCACUGACUGGUUCUGGAAAGAUGAUAAUUCGGUCCCAUCCACCUAUGUUCUGCAGCCAAUCACCACUCAUUUGCCCCAUUAUGAUGAUACGCGCCCUGAGAGUUACGAGCAGCAUGAUAAUGACGUAGUUACCUGGCGCAUCACAGAAGAGCGUAUCUUGCGGCUGCUACGUACCGCCGCCCUCCAGGCAGAGAAAGAUGGGGCUAUUACCACAGAGCAAAAUCAUAAGUUCUUCAAAUCUGUGACUGAGUGGGAGAUUGAGCAGGGUCUUCUGGGAUUUCAGAAGAGUGACCCCUACACUGUGCUCUUUGUGCGCGAGUUGUCACGUUUGCACAAGCAUGAAAGCCAUAGGAACUUCGCCCAGUUUGUGGAUGUGACUGCAGACGGGCUGGUAGAUAAGGAAGCUCAGGAGCUUCUGUCAAAACUGAAGACUCAAAUCUAUGCUCUGUGUUCAGGCCUUGUCAACGUCCACUCUCUGGAGCUCAACAGAGUUGGUAUAGACCCGGGCUGCAAGGUGCACGCUAAGUACCUCCAGAGCCUGUGUGAGCAGUUUGUCUCCCAGAUGAAGGCAAAGAUAAGCAGGGCUGUUGGAUCUUCAUCACCUGCCAGCAUGACUGGCGGAGCAGAGUGGGGCUGGCUGUGGCAGGAGAUCAGCCAUCACCUGCUGUUGAGUUCCAACAAAUGUGCAGUUUUCUGUGGCAGGGAGAGCCUCCUAGGAAAGAUUUGUCUCACCAUGUGGGAAUCAACAAACACCUACCAUGGGCCCCUAGUUGUGUAUGGGCCCUCAGGGAUUGGCAAGACUGCCCUGAUGUGCAAGCUGGCACAGGAAAUGCAGGGGGUUCUGGGCCCUAAGUCAGUGGUGGUGCAGAGGCUGCUGGGAACAUCUCCUUUGAGCUCUGAAAUUGACUCCGUUUUGAGGAGCGUCUGUUUUCAGGUAUGUGGGGCAGUCGGUCUGUCAUUACCCACCACCCAAACCACCAACAACCAUGAAGACUUGGUGAGGUUCUUCCAUGGUCUCCUUGCCCAAGUGUCGCAGCAGAGAGACUCCCUCCUCAUCAUCCUGGACUCCCUGGACCAGCUUUCUGAAGCCAACCAUGCCCACAAGCUACACUGGCUGCCCAAAGAGAUCCCGCCUUACGUCCAAAUAGUAGUCUCCACUGUGGAUUCUGGGCCACCUCUCCUGGAGGCCCUGAGAGGUAUGAUUCCAGCGCCAGAAAAUUUCUUCCUUGUCGAGCAGCUGGGAGUCGAUCAAGGCCGAGAAAUCAUCGAUGCCUACAUGAGAGCGGCAGGACGUCGGCUGACUUCGGAUCAGCGCGACGUGGUUCUGCGUGGCUUCCAGCACUGCGGCCACCCCCUGCUGCUGAAGCUCACCCUGGACACAGCACGACGUUGGGCUUCCUACACCCCCGUGUCUGAGCUCCAGCUUGGCAGCACUACGCAGGAAGCGGUCUCUCUGCUCUUCCAGCAUCUGGAGAAGAAACACGGGCGCCAGCUUAUCAGUGCUGCGCUGGGGUACAUCGUAUCGUCAAGGGAUGGGCUAUCGGAGGCGGAGCUGCGAGAUGUGCUGUCCUUGGAUGAUGAGGUCCUGGCUGACGUCUAUCAGUACUGGCUGCCACCCUCCCUUGCCUUCAUCCGUCUGCCCCCCCUGCUGUGGAGCCGCGUCAGGCAUGACCUGGGGGAGUACCUGGUGGAGAGGCAGACCCAUGGCGUCUCCGUGCUGGGACUCUACCACAGGCAGUUUAUUGAAAUGGUGCAGGAGAGGUACUUGUCCGCGGAGUCCAAGGCAAAGAGUCACAGUGUCCUUUCUGAUUACUUCCUGGGUCUCUGGAGCCAAGGCAAACUCAAGCCUGUCUUUCUACCUGCGCUGACAUUUAACACCAAACUUAAUUCUGACAGGAAGGUGUCCCCUCAGCCCUUAUGGUUUGCUCAAGGUGUUGCCAACACCAGGAAGCUGAGGGAGCUCCCCUACCACCUAGUGCAUGCAGGCAAAUGGGAAGAACUGCAUCAGGAAGUUAUUGGGAGUACAGAGUGGCUGUGCUGUAAAACUCUGACUUGCGGUGUGGCCAGUGUUAUCGAAGACUUGUCCCUCUGCGCUGAGGCCAGUGGCUGUCCUGAGAUCAGGCUGAUACGAGACACUUUGUUACUCAUGAAGCCCACACUGGAUUUCAUAGAUGGACGGAUGGACCCAUGCCUCUUCUACACUGAGAUCUUCGCUCGGCUCUACACCUUUGCUGAGAUGUACCCGACUCUGAUUGGUCGCCUGUGCUCCCAGUGUCAGGACUGGUUCAGCGCCUGUCCCAACCCUGUUCUGGUCCCCAGUUGUAGCUUCUUCCAGCCUCCAGGAGGGGCACUGAAGACAACCCUCACUGGCUUCCAGAAAGGAAUCACAGCAGUAGAUCUUUGUGUCGAAAAGGGGCUUUUGGUGGUGGGUUCAGAGGAUGGGAAAGUGAUUGCCUGGAACCUGGAUGAAUUAGAAGUUAUCCAUAACUUUACAGGGCACACAGCGGGGAUAUCCUGUGUGAAAGUGAUUGACAGGGGAGCCCGCUACCUCUCCUCGGCCUUCGAUGGUACUCUGAGGCUGUGGAGUCUGCUGAGUGGCAGGCAGCUGUACUCCAUCUCUAUAGAGUGUCCCCCCGGUACCCAGCCCCCCACACAGAUCCAUGUGAUUGAGGAGAAGGCUGUCAUCUACUGCAUCACAGGAGCCCAGCUAAAUGCAUGGCACCUUGAAACAUCUGAGCUCCUCUUCCAAAUUGUGUUGCCUGAGGGGAGCGUGUCCUCCAUGCUUGGUGUGCUGAGUGGGGCAGUUGCAUCCCUCACAGAUGGAGGACUCCUUACUUUCUAUGACUGGUCAACCGGCUUGGGGCAAAAAGAGACCUGUUUGAUGGUGGACCAGGAGAACUUCACCCCUACAUGUCUGCUGACCCUGCACAGGCAUGACAAAUUGAUCAUCGGCUCCAAGGAGGGUUUCCUUCAUCUGGUUUCCUGUCAUGGAAAACAGACUAUUACCAAGCUUCUGGCUGAAGUUUCUUUUCUCACCACAUCUGACGAUGAAAAGCUUCUGUGUGCAGGUUUCGCGAAUCAAGUAGCUGUGUUCCAUGUCCAGGACUUAGUGCAGAAGGGCCUGCAUCAGGUGUUCCGGCAUGAAUACACUGUCCUCACCGCAGUAGCCCCCUGCCAUCGAAGAGUGCUCAUCACUGGCUGCGAGGACCAGACUAUAAGGGUUUGGUGUUUAUCCACUGGAGAUCUCCUCGACACAUUUACGGGCAUGGGUGCUCCUGUCACCACUCUGGUGGUUUACAAGGACACUGUUAUCUCCAUGUCCAGCAGCACCUACUACCUGAAGCUGUGGCACUUGGACUACAAUCACAAGCACAAGACAAAUAACUGUUUCCCAGCCAGUAGCCCUCUUGUAACGGUCUCCCGCAGUGGUGACGCAGUGUACUUCCUCAAACACGGAGACAGGAAGGAAGUCGUCAUAUGGGAUUGUCGCACAGGUGCGUCCAGUGAACCCAUUACAGUUUCAGCUGAAGUCAGCUGCCUGGAGCUGGCUCCACAAAAGAAGCUGCUGUUUUGCGGGCUGAAAACCGGCACCAUCCUGAUCUACCCACUGGCAUUCGCUCCCGAAACCUUGUGCAUUCCCCCUCCAGAGACCCUGCCCUCAGUCCGCUGCUUGGCUGUCAGUCACUUGGAGGACAGGGUGGCCGUGGCUUAUGAAGGUGGUAUUUCCUUGUUUGAGAUCACCGUUAGGGACAGUUUCCCUUGCAUUGAGGGUCCCUUAGAAAAACUGCCCCUCUCGCUGCUGCAUUCCCCCAUUUCAUCCAUGGCUUUGCUGCCUAACGGCAGGUUGCUCAAUGGCACAUUGAGUGGGGAGGUCAUGCUGUAUGAUUUCAAGACUGCCUCAGCAGUGUCCCUGGAUGACCACUCUUCUGAGAUUACAUGCAUCACAGUGAAUCACCGUGGAACGCAUGCUUUGAUUGGCUCCCAGGAUUCCAUUCAAAGGCUGUGGAGCUUAUCACCUCUGGAGCUGAACUACACAAUGGACUACAAGGGAUUCUUCUUUGAAGGGAUUCUUUGUGCAACUUUCUCAGAAGAUGACCGCUAUAUUUAUACUGGGUCUCACGACAGGACCAUCAAAGUCUGGGAUGCAUCCAAUGGGCGUUUACUUGUCGUCCAGUAUGUCUACGCCUCAGUCACAAAGAUUUUACCCUUCAAGGACGGGUUUGUUGCAGUCUCUCAGCUGGGUCAUGUCAUCAAGGAGCGGUUCCGCUGUCCAAGUCACAUCAGUGCGGAGUACAACCCACUGCAGAACAUUCGGGGCCAGUACAGAGUCAUUUCCAGGUCAAGUUCGCCCGAAAGCCCUGCGCUGACCAAGGAGAAAGAGGAGAGCAGGCCCAUCCAUCUUCGUGUCCAGAAGACCAAGUCUUCACACACUUGCCUCCUGCUAUGACAGCAAAUUGACUUUGCAGUCAGUUAAGAACAG
This is a messenger RNA of Anguilla anguilla (European eel), 5256 nucleotides long. It is a transcript of the gene nwd1, whose product is annotated as NACHT and WD repeat domain containing 1. The record is from RefSeq and is a predicted model, not a curated record. Gene Ontology annotation, molecular function: protein binding; ATP hydrolysis activity. The coding region runs from base 343 to 5223 and encodes 1626 amino acids. NCBI's taxonomy places the organism in Eukaryota, Metazoa, Chordata, Actinopteri, Anguilliformes, Anguillidae. The transcript is spliced from 20 exons.